Messenger RNA from Pyricularia pennisetigena, 1515 nucleotides. RefSeq lists its product as uncharacterized. Lineage: Eukaryota; Fungi; Ascomycota; Sordariomycetes; Magnaporthales; Pyriculariaceae. The transcript has 3 exons. Gene Ontology annotation, molecular function: oxidoreductase activity; FAD binding. The record is from RefSeq and is a predicted model, not a curated record. The coding region runs from base 1 to 1515 and encodes 504 amino acids.
AUGAACAGCGUCCAACGAGACGCCAGCCGGGCUGGAUCGCUCAAGGGUCCCCCGUCAAAGGUAUCAGCGGGUCUCCGCAGUAACCAUUGGUCAGUUCGCGGCGGGUCAAGAACCGUGUCCAUUCCAGGGGACCCCAACAACACAGUCCCGCCUUUGGUAACAUCUGCGGCAGUCGAACUUGGCUAUCGCGCUGUCGCCACCGACUUAGAGCGCCUUGUCAAGUACUCCACCGUGGGCGUGUCUGUGCGCCAGCGAUGGAGUGAGUUCGACGCGCCCGUGCCGGUUGUUGUCGUCAACGCCACGUGCGAAAGCGACAUCAAAGCGGUGGUCAGGUACUGCAGCAAGAACAAGGUCCCCUUCCUCCCUCAGAACGGCGGCAAUGGCUGGGCUUCGCUCAAGUUUAAUACCCCUGGCGUCAUCCUCAACCUUGCGGGCCUGAAUCAGGUCGUCGUCAGUGCAGACAAGCAGACUGCUCGCGUCGGCGGCGGUGCCAUCAUAUCCGACGUGGUCGCCGCUGCUGAUGCGGCUGGUGUGCUCGUCCAGACUGGCAAUUGCAAUUGCGUCGGCGCACUCGGAGCCAGCCUCGGUGGCGGCUAUGGCAACCUCAUCGGCGAGCUGGGCAUGGCCGCCGAUAACAUGCUGUCCCUCCGGGUGAUCACCGCUGCCGGGGAGGCAAUCAAUGUCAGCCCGUCUUCCAACCCGGAUCUUUGGUGGGCUAUGCGCGGCGCUGGCCCCAACUUCGGCAUCGUCACCCACGCCACCUACAAGGCCGUCCCCACCACCAACCGCAACGCCUGGCUCAUUACUCUGACCUUUGACGGUUCCAGGGUCGCCGAGAUUGCGCAGGCCGUGGAAGACCUACCCCUCCUGCCCAAGCAGGUCGUCUUCUUCAUCCUGUCCAACUCGGCUAUCAUGGUCACUGGCUUCCUCCGCGGUGGCACCGAGGAGGCUGGCCGCAAGGCGUUCGCACCUCUCUAUGCCCUUUCCCCGCUCACCCAGAGCUCCCACGUCGCCCCGUACACCGGUUGGAACGCCCCCAACGACUUCUUCUGUGCCCGUGGCGACCGGAAGCCCGCCUUCACCACUGCCCUCCCCAACAUGAAGGCCUUGUCCUGGCCCGCCGUCUGGGACUUGUACGACAGCUUCCAGAAGCUGCCCGGUGCCCAGAACUCGGCUGUCCUUGUUGAGCGUUACAACCUUACCAAGGCUCAGUCCGUUGGUCGCGGUGCUACCGCCGUUCACGAUGAGCUGCGCUUCAACUCCUUCGGCCAGGCCGUUGUAAUUCCUUGGUACAAGGACGCAGCCCUCGAUGGCCAAGCCCUUGACUUUGCUUCCAAAGUGCGUGAUAUUUGGAGCGGUCCUGCUGGCGGCAAACGCAACCCUGCUUAUAUCAACUUUGCCCAUGGUGACGAAGACCUGGCCGCCAUCUAUGGCUCCAGCCUACCCCGCCUCCAGGAGCUGAAGAAACGUUAUGAUCCUAACAAUGUGUUUGGACAAUGGUUCAGCCUCGCAUGA